AUGGGGGAAUCAAGACAGCAAAUAAAACAAGUCGAUGUGGAACCAGAAGACUCAAUUUUUUCUUCCGAACAACGAUAUAAAGAUGAAAUACCAUGGUGGCGAAGGAAUUUUUUAUUUACGAAGCCAGUGCUCUUUGGUACUUGGGAUGGUGUUUUCACUACUGUAAUGGUUAAUAUAUUUGGCGUUAUAGUCUUUCUGCGCAUGGGAUGGAUCGUUGGAACGGCUGGAAUUGCUGGCGCAAUAUUGUUACUGAUAAUCUGCACGAUACUUUCUCUUAUUGUCGUGUUUUCUGCGAUAGGAAUUUGUGAGCGGUGUCAAAUUCAAAGUGGAGGUAUUUAUUUUCUUGUCUCGCAUGUUCUUGGCGGACAAAUCGGUGGUGCAAUUGGACUGAUCUAUGCUUUUGGUCAGUCUGUGGCCACAGGACUUGUUGCAAUUGGUUUUGGUGAAAGUGUCGCUAGACUUCUUGGUACAGAUAACGAAAAGGUGGACAAAUUUUUUGCUACUGCAGUGCUUGUUUUGCUUGCAGCUAUAAAUACUGCUGGUGUGCGUUGGGUUGUUCGUCUUCAACUCAUAUUACUUGCAUUUCUUAUACUUGCAGCACUCGACUUUUUCUUGGGCGCUAUUUUUACCACUGAUGAAAGAAAUGGUGUGGGACACUUUUCUAUUAUACAGUUUGAUCUUAACACUGAUCCUAUGUAUGAUGGGACGAAUUGCUCUCGAUUGGGUUUUGAAGUUCCUCAUCAGCAACAAAGCUUUUUUACCGUCUUUGGAGUUUUUUUUGCCAACUUUCUCGGCGUUCUUGCUGGGGUUAAUAUGAGUGGUGAUUUGAAAGAUCCUCAACGGAGCAUACCCACUGGUGAGCUUGCAGCAGUUUUCAUAAGUUCGGCAGUCUGCUUUUUAUUCAUAAUUGUUCUCGGGUCGAUGGUGGAUCGUGAUUAUCUUCUUUGUGAUUCGAUGAUAUCCGAGAAAGUCUCAUUAACAGGCUUCCUUUUUCUAACCGGCUUGUAUGUUUCUUCACUCAGUUCAACUAUCGGUUCCAUGCUUGGAACACCACGUGUAAUUCAAAGUAUCGCUUCAGAAGGAAUCAUACCAAUUUUAAAUCCACUUUCUGUUGGGCAAGGCCCAAAUAAGAACCCAGUACGAGCAGGCAUUGUUAUGAUGUGUAUUGCUAUAGUUUUUGUACUUAUCGGUGACCUAAAUAAGCUCGCAAUUUUAUCAACAAUGCCAUUUAUGAUAACAUAUGCAUUUGUCAACUAUUCUUAUGCAUCGUUAGCGAUGAGUUACGAUCUACAAUCUGUUAAUAGCAUCGACAAUAAGCUAAAAGACAACAAGCAAAGUUAUGGCAGUAUGGGUGAAAUAAAAGAAGUGGUCGAAACUGGUGCCGCAGACUUGGGCGGGCUUUUCCCAGGGAGAGCGCAGGAAUUCGGAGAUUAUUCGCAUUCGUCUAUCAUUGACCAACCGACAUCGUGGUACUCGAUGCUUAGCAAUCGUUACAUAUCGUUCGCAGGCGCUCUCAUAAAUCUUUUAAUACUGCUCUUCAUCAAUGUUUGGUAUGCUUUAUUCCAUUUUGUAGCCGUGGCAGCAUUAUACAUAUACAUUGGAAAAGUUUGUCCUUCUGUUUUUCCUGGAAUUAGUCAGUUCUCAUUGCCACAUAUGUUCAAGACUGCCUUUUCAAGCGUCGAAUCCCUUGCCCCACCAUCAUUAUCAAAUAUUGUGGUCACUUUUGGUGAUAAAAGAAAUCCACUGACAGAAACCUCCACAGCAAUGCUGAAUGAAGAAAAUCCAGAUUUUAGUGAUCGAAAGCGAUAUCACCACUCAGAACGAACUCAGCAUGAUAUAGAUUAA
Dracunculus medinensis (Guinea worm) is the source of this 1845-nucleotide messenger RNA. The record is from the annotation of a GenBank genome assembly. Lineage: Eukaryota; Metazoa; Nematoda; Chromadorea; Rhabditida; Dracunculidae.